This is a messenger RNA of Crotalus tigris (Tiger rattlesnake), 9174 nucleotides long. RefSeq names its product synaptotagmin 16 (gene SYT16). The record is from RefSeq and is a predicted model, not a curated record. NCBI's taxonomy places the organism in Eukaryota, Metazoa, Chordata, Lepidosauria, Squamata, Viperidae.
UCCGCAGGCCGCCCCUCCGGCACGCGCCUGCCGAGGUAUAAUGUCCCGGCGAGCGCGUGCGUAAAACCGGCUGUCUCCCCCACCUCUUUUCCUGGAGGGAAGCGACGAAGUAAUGGAUUAAAGGAUGCGCCUCCUUCCCGAUUAAUGGAAAAUCGGCGGCUGCUGCUUCUGCUGCCGCCAGGUGGGAAAGAAGGUGGCGGAGGAGCGAUUGUCGCCGCCCUCCGAAAGUCCUUGGUUGGAAAAGUGGGUCUCUUCAACCGCUGCACCAGCAGCAGCGAUGGCGACCGAUAUUACUCCUGAAGCAAUUGGGUUCCUCUCUGCUGUUGGGGUCUUUAUAGUUAUCCUUGCAGUCCUCUCCCUCUUCAUCAACAAGAAGCUCUGUUUUGAAAAGAUUGGAGGUCUUCCCUGCCUGGAGCAACAAGGGAAGCACAAGCACUACAAAGAAAAAUCUGGGGUUCGGGAGGGGCUUGCUCAAAGAGCAUUGAAUCUGAUACACUGGCAAAGAGGAACAGCUGGAAUUUAUGACCAUCACAGGUUUUGCUCAUUAAAUAUAAAAAGUAUGGCUUCAGAGGAUGUCCUAAGCUUCUUCCAGCCAUUUUCCUCCUGGAUAUCUCGAGUCUAUGAGGCUUUACAGCAAGCAGGAGAAUCCUUAUCUUCUUCUUUGAAUAAUCUGGGAAGCAAACCAGAUCAAAAUGGAUUUGAUGGGAAAGAUGAGGAUUUAGAAGACAGUGAUGGGCUUUAUGAACGCUACUCUAUAGGUUCUGAUGAUGACAGUACUUCAAGUCAGGAGAGUGAGGAAUCUCAUCAUUCUUCAUCAUCCUGUCAAGAUCUUGCUUCACCUGAAUCAUCAGAUCUUGAUUUGUAUUGGCCUGAGCAGAAAAGAACCAUCCCUGACUCCUCAGAGGAGUGCCUUGAGGAUUCCUCCCUUGGAGUCUACCAAAGUUACAAGAGUUAUCAAGCUAUGGAAACUCUCCCCACUAUCCCUGAGGAGGAGGAACAUCUCCACUCCAAGCAAAUUAAGAGUCUUUCAUGUAGCUGGGAUGUGAGCAGUUAUGGGGAUGAUGAAGAUCUGACAACAUCCUCAGACAGUGAUGAAGAGGUGAUUAAACAGUUUGAGAUCUCAGUUUCUCGUUCACAAAGCUUUCGAUCAGGAGUUUCGGAAAAAGGAAUCCAAGCAGGUUUGGAGCACAGGCCAAAAUUUAACUGCUUGUUGUCAAAUCAUGAAGAAUACAGUACUGAGGCCUCUGAAAGUGAAGAUGGGUUUAGCCACCUGAGUUACCAGGACAACCUGUCUUCUCAUGAAGAUGACCUUCUAUCCAUCAGUUCAAGAGUGGCGGUGGAGAGCAGGGGCUCUGGACAGCCAAAAGACUCUGAGGUGGAUGUUAGUGCAACACCCAGCCUCAGCCGACAAGAAACUGAAGGGAGUCUGGAAAUGGAAACAGCUUUCAGCAAUCAAGGGUUUGAAGGGAAUGAGGAAACUGACAGCUCAUUGGCUUGGAGUCCAGAGGAACAUGAAGAAGCAGGUGUCAUUCCAGCUCACACUAGUGCCUAUGAGCCAAUUUCAAGAUGUGGUGACUUAGAUGUCAUUUUUGAUUACAAACUAUCAAGCCAGAAAUUGGUUGUGACUAUUGUUGAAGCUAAAGAUAUCCCAGACAAGGACCGCAGUGGAGCAAGUACCUGGCAGGUACACACCGUCCUGAUGCCCAGCAAGAAACAGCGAGGAAAGACAAGUGUCCAGAAAGGCCCCAACCCAAUGUUCAAGGACAAGGUGACCUUCACUAAGUUGGCACCUGAAAUGCUGAGCAGCUUUGCCCUCCGGUUCCGCCUCUAUUCUGUGCGCAAAAUGAUGAAGGAGAGAAUGAUGGGUGAGCAGCUGUUUUAUCUUAGCCACCUCAACCAAGAGGGGGAAAUGAAGACCACACUGGUUCUGGAACCCAGGAGCAACUUAUGUAGUGGAGACUCCCAACUGAGUCUCUCGGCCAUCUCUCACAGUGACAGUGCUUCUUCAACCCAGUCUCUGUCACAUGGAGGAGUUCCAGAAUUGCUGGUAGGACUAUCCUACAAUGCUACAACAGGCAGAUUGUCAGUUGAGAUGAUCAAAGGCAGCCACUUCCGGAACCUUGCCAUUAACAGACCACCAGAUACUUAUGGGAAACUCUGCCUUCUGAACUCUGUUGGUCAAGAAAUGUCUCGUUGCAAGACAUCUGUUCGACGAGGGCAGCCAAAUCCUAUCUACAAAGAGACAUUUAUCUUCCAAGUUGCCUUGUUCCAGCUCUCAGAUGUUACCCUAAUGAUCUCCAUUUACAAUCGCCGCAGUAUAAAGCGCAAAGAGAUGAUUGGCUGGAUUUCUAUGGGUCAGAACAGUAGUGGAGAAGAGGAGUUAAGUCAUUGGCAGGAGAUGAAGGAAUCUAAAACACAGCAAGUGUGCAGAUGGCAUAUGCUCCUGGAGUCUUAGUGGAAACCUCAACAGUUCCAAUAGGUGCAGGGCAUUCGUCUUCCCAGCAUUUGACAUAUAAAGGACUAUUGGUUUCUAUUAUAACUGGACUUCUGAUGCUCUUUACUAAUGGAAUUAUUCUGUUAGGUUAUUGUCCUUUUAUUUUUAGUUAUAGGAAAUUGCUUGAAGUGACAGGUAGGCAAAUUGGGUCAGAACUUUAUGCUCUCCCUUCACCCACCAAGAAUUGAGUGUUAAAUAUCAGCCCAGCAUCUUCACUGAUAAUGAGAUUUGCUCUUGGUCAUGUCUCUGUACAGCCAUAUUUGCUUGAGUGAGGUAUGUGCCUUUGUUGUGAGGAAAGGCUGCAGAAAUGAUCAUGAAGCAGUGAUCGUGAAAAUGGUAUACACUGGUAUCUCGGUACUCAUCGUUAAUUGGUUCUGGGAGGCACAAUGAGUACAAAAAAUGAUGACCACCAAACAAAUUCUUCCCAUAAGGAAUAAUGUAAAUACUGUAAAUGUAAUGCAUUCCCAAACCAAAAACAAGGCACAUUUUAAAGGCAAUAUGUAAAAAGACAGAGUUGUAUAUCAUUACUUUAUAUGAGAAAUAAACCUAACAAUUAAUAAACACUUAAAUAAAAUAAAAACUUCACUUUACCUGUACUGAUGAGGAAAAAAAGCUCGAAAAUACACAAAAUGACCACAAAAGCUAAGACAAGACUGCAAGGGGAUGUGCACAGGCCAAGAGCUUCUGCUUGACUAAAUGCAUCACCCUUUGUUUCACCUGGAAAGGGUAGCAAGUUGUGAGGCAAAUGACACCGACAAGUUCUAGCUUGUGUGUUGAGUACAAACAAAUCAUGAGUACUGGAACAAAAUUUUCGUGUCAAAAUGCACUGAGUAGCAAAUUGGAUGAGUUUCAAAGCUGUUGAGUACCAAGACACCACUGUAUUAGGACAGUUUUGUGAAAAGGUUUCAGGCCUAAUCCACUUCACAUAAGUGUAUUUGCCUCAGCCCUAAUUCUCUGACUGCAAUAAAUAAGAUGGAUUUUGAUUCCUGACAAAUAGUCACUUAAAUUUUUCUCUUUAUAAAUAUAGACUUCCCAAAGGCUUAGUUUGAACCAUGUGCACAUAUAUCCAGAAAAUAUCAGAUAUGUGUAUAUUAUCAUUAAUGCAACUUAAUCAUAAAAUGACAUUGAACUUGGAGUGUUCAGUGUCCUGCAUUUACUGUAUUUUUUUUCCAAGCUAGCUAUAUUUCAGCCUGGCUUCUGUGGCUUCCAACUCUCCAUGACAGCAACGAAAUAACAUGUAGAUGUGGGUUCCAUCUAUUCCUUUUAAUAUAUAAUGUUGUUUUCUCUGAGGAGCAACCAAACACUUGUCCUUUAUAUUAGGUUCUUAGGCAGGCAUGCAUUAUUACUCUUAUCACAAUGGAAGCCGUGGAUCCCCUUAGCAGGUCUAGUUCUAUGAGUGCUAAAAAAGAAAUUUAAGAGACUGGAUGCCUGCAGUAUUGACAGCAGCUUUCUUGAAUCUGGUGCCAUCUGAAUGUGCAGAACUUUAAUUAUGAUCUUAACUAGGAAGAAAUCUGAUCGGGAAAGGUUGGUUUUAGGAAAGUAUAGAGGUUCAGAGAUUCUUUGGAAAGAUGAUAAGACAGUGGUAAAAAAGACACCUUCCUUUGUUAUGCUGAAUUCCAGAGGAGACUCUGAAAUGUGCUCAUGUACCUUUUGACCAGUGAUCUCUCCUGAUAGUUGACUUCUCUGAAAGGCUACAUAGGAACCGCUACACAUGCAAAAAAAAAAAAAAAGUUUUGAGAAACACAUUGUUUUAAAUAACUUGUAAAUAAACUUCAAAACUAUCUUAGAAAUGGGCCAGAGAGUAAUAUGGUGCUGGUAAUGGGGACUUCCUUAUUUAAAACCUGACCACCACGGGAGACAAAACCUGUUACCGAACACUAAUUUACUAUAAUGCUUCCUGUCCUUCUAGUCAUCCCAUCCUGCCAGACACCAUUUAGGGUCCUGCUUAUUUUAUCUUUGUCAUUUGGGGAUCCACUUGGCACAUUUUGUGCUGCAAGGAUUUUGCAGCUGCUUAUUGUUUCUAUGUUAUAAGGAAGUUUAAAGGGCCCAUUUAAAUCUAAAAGGCAUUCUAGAAAAUAAAAAUUAUGGUUGGAGGCUGCUGCUUGGUUUGAUAGUAUAUCUUGUCGUAUUUUCCUGAAACUUUAUUUUAAUAUAUUUUAUAUUGUUCCCAUGUUUUAAAUAGUUGUUCUUAAAAUGUAAAAAAUGAAAUGGGACAGGGAGCCUGUGAGAUACCAAGGAAAGUGAAGUAUCUGCGUGUACUUCACCUUUAGGCACCAUGUCGGGAACACCAAAUUUAGGCUGUUGACUAUAUAUAAAGCCUUUUUGUCCAAGCUCCAAGCUCUUUUCUAAAGUGCUGGAGAUCUAAUUCAGGAUCUUGGAAAAAAUAUACAGUAUACUGCAGCUAACUGAUGACCUUUCCAUAGGAAUGUUCCUUUUAAGUUUUUAUGCAAACAUUUGUCAUUAGCUGAUUUCUCUAACAAGAACAAAAAUUAAAACAGGUUGAUUGGAAAACUGCAUAUCCAUGUAUGAGAAUAGAAGAAUCCCUUUCAAAAAGUAAUUAUACUGUGGAUUAUACUUCUAUUGCCUAAAAUUUUAGAAUGCUUCUUUGCUUCAGAAUUACUUUUCCUUAUAUGAAAAUGUGCAGAUGUUAUUGGCUGAAACUCAAAAAAAAUCAAUUACUUCUGAGAGAAGAGAGAUCAAGAUUUCUUGAUAAUGCAGAUGAGAUCAAGAAUCUAGUACUACAUGCUGCUCAUCUAUUUUUCUUUUUAAAAAUUUGUUUCUCCAAUAGAAAAAAAUAGCUUGCUACCACAGGGUUCAAAGAUGACAUCUCACCAAUAUGUCUCUUUUUUCAAGUUGCAUGCCAAAAAUUUAUAGGUUGCAUUUUUUUUCUUCCAGAAAUCACCAAGGGUCUGUCUGUGAGUAAUCUGUGAUGCACUCUGUUAAAUAGGAAAUAAUGUAUUCCAAAGCAACAGCAAGAAAUUCCUUUUUUAACAAUAGCAGAUAUAGCAUGUUAAGGCAGCCUUUCUUUUCCUGCAUUGUUCAAAAGGUUGCAUGAGAAGGUUCCUAUUUGGCAUCCAUCUCACGAAAACAGCUUGUGCAAUCCAUCUCUGAGGACCUCCUGUUUUAAUUGCCUGCCAGAUUCACCAGGGAGAGUGCCAAAGCCAGGGUGGAUGCAACAAAUAAUGAAGGGGGCUUCUGUUGGAACACAUUAUGAAGCCUUGCUAAUUUGUAAUGCCAAAAGCCCAUCUUUUCAUUCAGUGAUGGAUUUGUGUAAAAGCAGACAGGUCUGCAAUAAGAUUCUUCAAAAACAUCUCUCCAUAAUUUUGCCAUGCACGUGGAUCUAUAAUUAUUGAGGCCAUACAUGAUGGCUAUGUAUCACACUAAUUGAAUUCAGCUACAGUGAGUUGCAGAAAGCCAGACAACUGAGAUUUAUAAACCAUCAUUUAUGGCUUUAGGGUGAACUGAGCCAAUUAUGACCUAAGAAACCACGGACAAACACAGUGUUUGAAUAUGUAGCCAGUGAAAUGACUUGAGUCUGGAGGUGCCUAGGAAGUAACUUGGCCCAGGAACAGAAAUUACUUUAAAUUUUGUGCUAGGAAGAAACUGGGACAUAAUAGUGGCACUUGUAAAUCUUUUUUUUUUUUAAUUAGGAAGACAUCUGUUGAGGGUUCAAAAUGAGCAAGAGGAUGAUUGUGGCAUUGGGGUGGAAGCCCCAUCCUGUUUAUAUUUGCAUUGACAUUAGCAGAUACCUACAAAACAGGUAUGAUUUGCAUUAAGACAUCUGACUUACCAUCGUGCUCUUUUUAACCCACAGAAAGAUGCUGCUGAAUGCAGAAGAAAAUAAAUAGCAAGAAGUAGGGCAGAGAUGGAAAAUUUUGAAGAAAUCGCCAGACAGUUGAGUUACCUAAAAGCACAGGGGAAAAGUACACAUUUAAACUGCAUGGAACCACCUGACUGGCUACUCUCAGAAAACUAAGCAGAUUGAUUCCAGCUACUGCUUGUUUGACAGAACACUCCAGGAAAUUUCUGGGCUGCAGGUCAAACUAGAAAUUUUAAAAAAAAAUCUAGGAAAAAGGGGUUGGCAAACUGAUUUUUUUUUUUUUACCAAAAGUGCUGAUUCCUCCCACAAAGUCUCAAUUUAAGCACUACAUUAUUUUAAAAAUAAUGUUUAUGCUUCCACUGUUGGAUAAGCUCUCAAGAUUUAAAGGUUUUGCAAAUGAGUUUUGAGCAAAAAAAAAAAAAAAAAUCCCACAAAAAGGCAGGCAGAGACAGCACACCAUGGAGGUCUUAGAUUUCCAGAAUUGCAAACUAUAUUAAACAUAGUUCAUUGAGCUUAAUUCUGAGACUUGCAUACCAGUUACAGUGAAGAGCAGAAAAAUAGUUAAUGUCUUCUCAGAGAACCAGCAUGCCAUCUUGCCAUGGUAUUCUUACUCUAGAGAAAGAUUUGCCAGACAAUUAUAUAUCAGCCCUCCUUAUUUUGUGUGGUUUAAACGUUGAUUCCCAGAUUAAGAUCUUAUAAUCUAAGAGACCCUGUUCUGCAAGAAUUUUUUAACACAGAAAACAUGGCCACAUCAAAACCAGAUAACAAGCUCAUCUUUGUUCCUAAAUUCUGCAGUUCCUUAUAAACCCUUUUGCUGCUGCUUAGAGCAGCAGUUCUUUACAUACAGACUUAGGAGUAAGCCCCAUUUUUUCAACUCCUUACAAUCUGCUCCGGAGAACACCUGCAUAAGAUUUGCUGUACAUCUACUUCUGCCAUUGGGGACGGUCCAAAUAGAGGCAUUCUUUAGGUAUCAUAAUUCAUGUCUGUGCCAAAAAGGCUUUAGAUUUCAUACUCUUUCAAGAGCAAAUAUAUAGAAUAUUUUGAAAAUAGAUCUCCCCAAAUACUGAGUAUUCUUUCUAUAUGUAGACUAUGAAGGAUACAAUAGUGUAUUGAAAGUUGACAUAUAUUAAAUAAAUAUUGGAUCCCAUGCAAGUCUACAUUGUCUACCAUGCAAGGUGCUCCCUCAGGUAGAGUGAGAGUAAGGGGAUGUUGAAUACUUGCAAAGCCUUCAUGUUUUUGUUGAUUCCUGUGCAGAGUGGUCUAAGUAGAUCAUAUAUAUAGAUUCAACCUCUUCUCAUUCAAGUUUUUUUAAAAGAUUUGCUAAAGCACAGUACAGCUGAGCAGUGGAUUGGUAAGACUAGAAGCCUCAGUUAUUAAAAGAUCAUUUCUUUAGGAUUAAAAAAAAGCACAGUUUAUAGGCAAUAUUUACAUUUUAAAAAAACAAAACAAAAUGUACUUGUGUUCUGACAUAUACAAAUAUCCUUGAUUAAAUGUUAUAUUACUUUUUAUUGAUGAAAACUAAAUGUACAUUUGAUGUUUUUUCAAUUUUUUUGAUUUGUGAAAGAUGUAUCUAAAUGUGCAAUAUUAAUCUUAAAACAUUUCUGUUAAUUGUCUGGUGGAAAUGUCACUUUUUAUGUGUUAUACCAUUCACAAACCUUCAUAAAACACGGUGAAGUUCAGAAUUGCAAGAUGUUUUAGCCCUCUGAAUGUGGAGAUGGUGAUCUGUUCAGCGAGACUGUCAGACCAAUAUUUGUUCAAUGGGAGGAGAGCCUUGACUUCGGUCUGUUUACUCAUGUACACGUUGAACUAGACCAGGGGUAGGGAACCUUGGCUCUUUUAUGACUUGUGGACUUCAACUCUCAGAAUUCCUGAGUCAGCAUGGCUGGUUCAGGAAUUCUGGGUAUUGAAGUCCACAAGUCAUAAAAGAGCCAAGGUUCUCUACCCCUGAACUAGACAAUGUAGAAAAGAACAGAAACAAGCUCGCAGUCAAGCAAUACUGACUCUGAACUGGUAUCUGCAGCUUAAAAUUUUAUUCCAGUGGAUAGAAAAACUCUGCUGGAUAAUAAUGGGUGAUGAGUGACAAGACCACAAGAAGCCUUAUCGGUAUGUAGGUAUUUAUAGGACUUGUAUGGCUGCCUGUAUCAUAUAAUGACUCUAGGAAGCUCACAGUAUACUUCUGCAUAUCUUAAUCAUAUUAAUUUAUAUGCUGCCCAACUCCCAGCAAUUCUGGCUACAUUACAAUUGUUAAAAACCUUUAAAAAUAAAGAACAACACAAAGAGCACAAAAGUAGCACAAGACACAGGGACAACAAUAUCAAAGAAACUUGAAUGGGAAUAAAAAGAGAGGAAAGGAGUGUUGAUUGUCCUUGCCAAAGUGAAGAGUCAGGUCUUUAGAGUGCUUUGAAAUGGGGGGUGGUGUUUAAGCCUUGAGGGGGGACACCUCAUUUUAGAAGGCAGAUUCUGCUACAGAAAUGAUAACUCUUCUGUAGUCUUAAUAGAUGACAUUGCUUAAUUGAAAGAACACAGAAUGCAAAUAGUUUUUAAUUUUGUAAUCAAAGUCCUUAACAAAAAGUUACAUUAGAAAAAAAAACUGGUUUUCAUCUAAUGGAAAUUGUUAGGUAAAAAGAAGAGAAUUUUUCUAUUCAACACUAACCAAAUUACAAAUAUGGCCUUCAUUAGCUAUGCUUAAGUAAAAAACAAUGGUGUCCCCAAGAGGAAUGGCAAAAUGUGCACAUUUGUGGGUGUAUAAGAUUUAUGCAGUAUGUCACCCAUGUAUUUAAGGGGUGUGACACUGCACCUGUCAUGUUGCAGAUUGUGUAUUUCUCUUUCUCUGGAUGUAUGCUGCAUAAAGAAAAAAAAA